Molecule: messenger RNA, 1512 nt
Organism: Babesia microti strain RI
Lineage: Eukaryota; Apicomplexa; Aconoidasida; Piroplasmida; Babesiidae
Product: cathepsin C
Exons: 13
Coding region: 1-1512 (503 amino acids)
Cellular component (GO): lysosome
Molecular function (GO): cysteine-type endopeptidase activity
Source: RefSeq, a predicted model, not a curated record
AUGAUUCUUGUUUUAACUGUGUCUAUCGUUAGGCUACUGUCAUGUCCAUUUGUUUUGGGUGAUCUGCCUAUCCAUGCCUUGACGAAUGAGUUAGUUGGUAACUGGAAAGUAUAUUUGACUAAUACACAUUCUGAGAAGUUCUUGAAUUGUGGAGGAUCCAGUCCUAACAACAAUUCUAGCAAUUUGCAUCAUAGUUUAAAUGAUUACAAAAGGUUUUUGUUAGAUAAAUAUGGUAAAUUGACUGAAUAUGACGUCAAUUUCACGGUUGAACGAAGUGUCGAUCAUUCAUUGGUAUUUCCUAGAAAUAAAUGGAAAUUAUUGAACAUUUUAGAUCAAAAACAUAAUAUUAUAGGCCAUUGGACCAUGGUCUAUGACGUUGGAUUGAAUAUUAGAAUGUGUAAGAUAGAAGCAUUUGGAUAUUUAAGAUAUACUAAAGGGAACAAAGAUGAAUGUGUAGAUAGUGGAAAUGGUAAAAAUCGAUCUAAAGAUGAAUUUGAUUGUUAUAAAACUGAUCCAACCAAGAUACACAUAGGCUGGGCACGCCGUGAUAAUGGGACAUUUGAAUGUUUUUAUGGCGAAAAAAUCGGAAAUGUCGAAGGAAUGGGAGGAUCUACCGUGUUAUUUAAGAAUAUGAGUAUGGAUGAGAGAUUCAAAGUUUCUGGAGAUAAUGUGACUAUAAACAGUGAGGCGUCACAUAAGUAUCAUCUUUUCGGCAACCAAGUAUAUGCUUGCGGGCGUCCAUAUCCCAUGUUUAAAACAGAAUCAUUGCCAAAAAAUUGGAAAUGGUCUGAUCUAGAAUUAGAUUCAUCUGAAACUGGAAACCAAGGAGCAUGUGGAAGUUGUUACGCAUUGGCUUCCAUCUGGGCAAUUGAAAAGAGAUUUGAAAUUGGGUAUAAAAAAAUGAUGAAUAAAACGUAUAGGAUCGAGUUUGAUGUUAAUAGUUUGGUCAGAAAAUCGCCAUACAAUCAAGAAUGUAAAGGUGGAUAUCCAUUUUUAGUAGGAAAGGAUAUUAAAGAUUUUGGCAUUAAAGCAUUAAACCCUGUUUUUUCAGAUAGAUUCUAUGUCAAAGAUUACAAUUACGUGGGUGGAUGUUAUGAAUGUACCAAUGAAACUCUUAUGAUGCAUGAAAUAUACAAUUUUGGUCCAAUCGUAGCUGCUAUUAAUGCCGGACCUGAUUUUAUUUCUCAUAAAAAAGGAAUCUUUGAAGGAGAGACUGAAAUCGAGCGUAAACGUUUUUGCGAUUCCCCAGAUACAGGUUUAGGUGGCUGGGAAUUCACAAAUCAUGCCGUAGCUAUUAUAGGUUGGGGAGAAUCGGAAAAUGAUGGCAAAUAUUGGGUAAUUAAAAAUGAUUGGGGUGGAGAUUGGGGUGUAAAUGGGUAUGCGAAGGUAAGAAGGGGCAUAAAUUUGAAUGGUAUUGAGUCGCAAGCCAUUUAUUUUGAUCCUGAUUUUGAAAGUGGAGGAGGCAAUGAAAUUCUAACUAAAAAUAGCCGAAGUACGGUGCAUCGUACAUGA